GGGCCAUGGCUGCGGGAUCCGAACUUUAAACACUUCUCCGGGACCGGAGCGGAUGCGCAAAUCCCAGAAAGGCCGGCGCCGCCAUGGACUGUAGCUGUGUCUCCGACCUUCUCUUCGCCCCGCCCGCCUUGCCGGCUCUCUGGACCCCCGGGUUUGCCUUCCCGGACUGGGCCUACAAGCCAGAGUCGUCCCCCGGCUCGAGGCAGAUCCAGCUGUGGCACUUUAUCCUGGAGCUGCUGCAGAAGGAAGAGUACCAGGGUGUCAUCGCUUGGCAGGGGGACUACGGGGAAUUCGUCAUCAAGGACCCUGACGAGGUGGCCCGGCUCUGGGGCAUCCGCAAGUGCAAGCCCCACAUGAAUUACGACAAGCUGAGCCGGGCCCUGCGUUACUACUACAACAAGCGGAUUCUCCAUAAGACCAAAGGGAAGAGGUUCACCUACAAGUUCAACUUCAGCAAAGUCGUGCUUGUCAAUUACCCCCUGCUGGACGUGGCGGCAGCUGCCACUGGCUCCCCACUCUUGCUGACCCCCAGUCCUUUUGGGGGGGCUCCUGGGCCAGAUGCUCCUCCCCUCACCCCUGAGACCCUGCAGACUCUGUUCUCUGCCCCACGUCUGGGAGAGCCGGGGGCCCGGACGUCCCUGUUCUCCCCUGAGACAGACAAACUACGUCUGGACAGCCCUUUCCCGUUCCUGGGCUCUGGUGCCACCGGCUACUCCAAGCCCCCUGGCCUGCUGGGUCCUUACGGCCGCGCCUUCCCUGAGUACCCCUGGAACUUUAACCCAUACCUCACAGGCCCCUUCCCCAAGCUGCCCCCUUCUCUGUACCCCCCACAUUUCUACCCCAACCCUCUGGCCAGCUCCCUGGGCCACCUGCCCUCUGCAGGGGCAGGGGGAGGCCCCACAGCCGCACCCCUGCUUGCUGCGACGGGGGAGGGCCUGGGCCCCGAGCGACCCUCAGGCCUGGCGGCGGCCCCCCGCCUGGCGCUGCCUGGGGCUGGGGGCUCCGAGGCUGCGCUGGGUGGGAAGGAGGACAGCGACUCGGAGCUGGAGAUCACCGACGUCAGCGGCUGCAGCUCUGACAGCGAGGGCGACGAGGGCCUCCCCGUGCCCCCCAAGGCCAAGGCGGGCAAAGGGGGGGCUGGCAGCUGAGCAGGCGUGGGCUGAUGGGUUCUACAGAGGCGGGGCCCAGGGCAGCCCCCCAUCUGCCCUUGACGUGCUGUCCAAGGCCCAGGACCACCCUCGGCCCCUCCCAGGGCCGGCACGUCGCUGCCCCGGGCUCCUUCUUCCCCAGCCCCACAGUGGGGGUCUCACCUCCCCCUCCAUAGCAGGGGGAGGGAAGUGAUGGCCUCCAGCCUCCUCCCUAGGCUCCAGUUUGAGGGGGUCCCCACCUGGCCCCACU
Molecule: messenger RNA, 1398 nt
Organism: Microcebus murinus (gray mouse lemur)
Lineage: Eukaryota; Metazoa; Chordata; Mammalia; Primates; Cheirogaleidae
Gene: ERFL
Product: ETS repressor factor like
Biological process (GO): regulation of transcription by RNA polymerase II; cell differentiation
Cellular component (GO): nucleus
Molecular function (GO): sequence-specific DNA binding; DNA-binding transcription factor activity, RNA polymerase II-specific
Source: RefSeq, a predicted model, not a curated record